AUGGACACCAAACAUUUCCUGCCGCUCGACUUCUCCGCGCAGGUGAACUCCUCCUCCCUCAGCUCCCCCGCGGCGCGCAGCUCCAUGGCCGCCCCCUCGCUGCACCCCUCCCUGGGGCCCAGCAUCGGCUCCUCGCUUGGCUCCCCGGGACAGCUGCACUCACCCAUCAGUACCCUCAGCUCGCCCAUCAACGGCAUGGGCCCGCCCUUCUCGGUCAUCAGCUCCCCCAUGGGACCGCACUCCAUGUCGGUGCCCACCACACCCACCCUGGGCUUUGGCACCGGCAGCCCCCAGCUCAGCUCGCCCAUGAACCCCGUCAGCAGCAGCGAAGACAUCAAGCCCCCGCUGGGCCUCAAUGGUGUCCUCAAAGUGCCGGCCCACCCCUCAGGGAACAUGGCGUCCUUCACCAAGCACAUCUGUGCCAUCUGUGGGGACCGCUCCUCAGGCAAGCACUACGGGGUGUAUAGCUGCGAGGGCUGCAAGGGCUUCUUCAAGCGGACGGUGCGCAAGGACCUGACCUACACUUGCCGCGACAACAAGGACUGCCUGAUUGACAAGCGGCAGCGGAACCGCUGCCAGUACUGCCGCUACCAGAAGUGCCUGGCCAUGGGCAUGAAGCGCGAAGCCGUGCAGGAGGAGAGGCAGCGCGGCAAGGACCGGGGCGAGGGCGAGGCGGAGCCGACCAGCAGCGCCAACGAGGACAUGCCCGUGGAGAAGGUCCUGGAGGCCGAGCUGGCCGUCGAGCCCAAGACCGAGACCUACGUGGAGGCCAGCGUGGGGCUGAGCCCCGGCUCGCCCAACGACCCUGUCACCAACAUCUGCCAAGCGGCUGACAAGCAGCUCUUCACGCUGGUGGAGUGGGCCAAGCGGAUCCCGCACUUUUCCGAGCUGCCCUUGGACGACCAGGUCAUCCUGCUGCGGGCAGGCUGGAACGAACUGCUCAUCGCCUCCUUCUCGCACCGCUCCAUCGCUGUGAAGGACGGCAUCCUCCUGGCCACCGGGCUGCACGUGCACCGCAACAGCGCCCACAGCGCGGGCGUGGGCGCCAUCUUCGACAGGGUGCUGACGGAGCUGGUGUCCAAGAUGCGGGACAUGCAGAUGGACAAGACGGAGCUGGGCUGCCUGCGCGCCAUCGUCCUCUUCAACCCCGACUCCAAGGGGCUCUCAAACCCAGCCGAGGUGGAGGCGCUUCGCGAGAAGGUCUACGCAUCCCUGGAGGCGUACUGCAAACACAAGUACCCCGAGCAGCCAGGAAGGUUUGCCAAGCUGCUGCUGCGCCUGCCCGCCCUUCGCUCCAUCGGCCUCAAGUGCCUGGAGCACCUCUUCUUCUUCAAGCUCAUCGGGGACACGCCCAUCGACACCUUCCUCAUGGAGAUGCUGGAGGCCCCGCACCAGAUGACUUAG
Rangifer tarandus platyrhynchus (Svalbard reindeer) is the source of this 1404-nucleotide messenger RNA. The record is from the annotation of a GenBank genome assembly. NCBI's taxonomy places the organism in Eukaryota, Metazoa, Chordata, Mammalia, Artiodactyla, Cervidae.